GCCGCCCGGCGGGCUAUGGCGGAGAGCGGCGCCUGGCUGCUGGUGCUCGGCGCCGUGCCCUUCUUUUGCAGCGCGCUCAGGAUCCUCCUGCCCUCCUGCUCCUCCCUCGUGAAAUUUUCUAACGAGAAUUUGCUAACGAGGAUGGCAGUGGUCAGCCUGAAGAUUUCCUUGGGGGCUGUUAAAGCUGCCCUGAUGAUCUCUCUGAUCUGGAAGUACUACUCCGAGCCUGUCACGGUGCUUCCAAGCAAAUGGUUGGCUCCCCUGGAGCGCCUGGUGGCCUUCCCUACAGGAGUGGCAGGAGGUGUGGGAAUUACCUGCUGGCUCGUGGUCUGCAAUAAAGUUGUGGCUAUCAUGCUGCACCCCUUCAGCUGAAGGAACCCCAGCAGUCCCUGGACUCCUCAACUGCAUUCACAUUAAUCACUGUUUUAAAUUAAUUUUUUUUUAAAAAAAGGGACAGUUAUCUUUCAUGAGACAAGGUCUGGGGCAAUCCUUGUUAUUCCAUUUGGAUAUCAGUCGGUCCUUUUGAUUUCUCUUCCCAGAGUUUGCCUUUCAGUUUGGAAAGAAGAGCAUUGCUGGUUAUAAAACCUCCUUUUGGGUUUAUUCGUGGCAGAGCCAUAAGGUUUUGCUGUGGCCUGUUGUCACCAACAUCUAAAGGUGUUGGAUUUGUGGUUUUAAAUUGGAAAUGUGCUGGCUUUAGGAAUUAAUUUGGGAGCCUGGCUGUUUCUUUGCUGUAAAAUGUGGUAGCUUCACCCUGAGGUGGGAUCAUGUUGGGUGGUGCAGAGGGCAGAGGGAGGUGGUUUGCUUGGCUUGGGACAAAAGAGAGUUUCUUUGUGAUUUUUUUUUUUACCUUAAAAUUGGAAUAUUCUUGAGCUGUCCUAAAAAAAAUAGAUGUGUUUAAUCAAGAUUUUAUCUCUGUAAGAGGUUUCUUCAGCUGCCAAACACAGGCUGCUGUCAAUGAUGCAGAAGACAGUGCUGUUCCUGCAGAGGGGAUGCUGAUUUAGCUUCCCACUCUGGAAUUCCCACAGAGGAAUGAUCUGUUCUGCCAUUCCAGGGCCUUUUCCACCCUGCAGGAAGGAAGGGGCCAGGAGCCUCCAAAAUUGGCACUGCCUUUAGAAACCAGUUUAAAAGGUGAGGUUCUGUUGUGUGUAUAUAUAUAUAGAUUAAAUAUUUUUGUUUGUUUGUUUUUUUAAUGUUAAUUUAAAAAUUGGGAUUUUAUAUUAGGAAUUGUAUUUAGCCAACAUGAAAAUAAAUAUCAAGGUAAAAAUGUGAUUGAAUGUUAUGUAUAAUUGUGAUUUUAUUAAGGAAAUAAAGCUUUUCAACCCA
Molecule: messenger RNA, 1323 nt
Organism: Poecile atricapillus (Black-capped chickadee)
Lineage: Eukaryota; Metazoa; Chordata; Aves; Passeriformes; Paridae
Gene: GET1
Product: guided entry of tail-anchored proteins factor 1
Biological process (GO): tail-anchored membrane protein insertion into ER membrane
Source: RefSeq, a predicted model, not a curated record